AUGAUUGGGUCGAAUGCGAGCGAGGCGGCGUCGCGGGCGGUGGAGGACGCGACGGACGGCGAACGGGAUGCGUCGACGUCGACGAGCGAAUCGAAGCGCGCGUCGAGGAGUGGGAUGGGAUGGAUCGGUUUGGACGUCGAUAAGGCGCUCUCGACGUUCGCGAAGGGUGGGAACAAGGGGGCAACGGGGGUGGUGGGAAAACCGACGCUCCCGACGUUCGAGCGGAGAGAGGAGAAGACGCGAGGGAUCAAGGCGGCGAAACCAAAGGUGAAGGACGCGGAAAAGCUCAAGCUUGAGUGGGGGGACACGCUCUCUUGGGACAGCACGCGCGUGGACGGGACGGCGCUGAACGGCGAACGCGCGCCGUCUCCCGACGUGUUCGACGCCAUCCUCGGGGUCAUCGACGUCGAGGAGAUGGAGAACUUGGAACGUCAGCAACGUGCGAAGCGGAUCGCAAAGCAGCUCGAACGACGUCGAAGAAAGCGUGAGCAAGACGAGGAGAAGAGGAAGCGUAAAGCUCUCGAACAAGCGCGCGCGCAGGCGAGGCGCAAGGGCGACGUCUUCAGGUCGAUUGAUUUCGAGGAUGAACAGGAAACGAUUGACAGCGAGGACGAGAGCAAGCCGUUCAUCGCCGUCGUCAAGGAGACCGUAGAUUCGCUCAUGCAGUCCGACGUGGCGAAGUGGACGUUCAACUUUAUCGUCAUUCCGAGCCUCAUCUCCCGAAUCGUCGCCUUCACCGUCAUCGCCCCCAUCGUCGGCGAAGAGCUCAAGCUUCAGGGCCAAGAUCGGACAACGAUCGAGCUGCGAGAGGAUCAAGAGUCGGAAAUAUUAGCCAAGCUCGAUCGUUUCAAACAGCGCAUGGACUACGAAGUCGUGAUGGGUCGUCAGGCCCCGUUGCCCGCCGUCGAAGUCGAGCGGCGCAUCAGAGCAGAGGCGCAACGACUCGAAGACGAGGCCAUCAGUCAAUAUGUCUCGGUGGAUGGCAACAGAUACGCAGACUUGGUGUUCUUCGCCGCGUUCCUGAUCAUGAUUGUCGCGUAUAACGAUCAAGCGAGGCUCGUGGUGACGGGCACGAAGAACGCGUUCUUUGGUCUAGAGCCGGCGCAACAGGCGUUCCUGUUGUUACUCUCUUCCGACGUUCUCGUUGGAUACCACUCGGCCGAUGCGUGGCAAACGCUUCUUCGCGCCAUCGGUGGGCAUUACGGCUUUGCUGAAGAUGAGAACUUGAUCUCUCUCUUCGUCGCCUUUGUCCCCGUGUCCGUGGACGUGGCUUUUAAAUUCUGGGUGUUCAAGUACCUCCGCCGUUUAGCACCGUCGACGCAGGUCAUCCUCGACGACAUCGACCGACACUAG
This is a messenger RNA of Ostreococcus tauri, 1353 nucleotides long. Its product is annotated as Chloroplast envelope membrane protein, CemA. The transcript has a single exon. Lineage: Eukaryota; Viridiplantae; Chlorophyta; Mamiellophyceae; Mamiellales; Bathycoccaceae. The record is from RefSeq and is a predicted model, not a curated record. Gene Ontology annotation, cellular component: membrane. Bases 1 to 1353 code for a protein of 450 amino acids.